Molecule: messenger RNA, 2275 nt
Organism: Nannospalax galili (Upper Galilee mountains blind mole rat)
Lineage: Eukaryota; Metazoa; Chordata; Mammalia; Rodentia; Spalacidae
Gene: Pum3
Product: pumilio RNA binding family member 3
Exons: 18
Coding region: 194-2140 (648 amino acids)
Biological process (GO): regulation of translation
Cellular component (GO): nucleolus
Molecular function (GO): mRNA binding
Source: RefSeq, a predicted model, not a curated record
UGGGCAGAGGAGCCCGGCGCGCCGCGGCCCCACGUGUGCGGUGAGUGCUGCGGCGCGGGCGGUCCCGGCGGUUUUGGCGCCCGCCUCUGACAGGGAGGGCUGUCCGCUAGCGGAGGGGCUUCCGGCCGGCCCUGCGCUGGGCAGCCUGCCGUGGCGGCCGGAGUUCGGGGUUUGGCCAGGGCAGGGAGUUGCUAUGAUGGAAGUCAAAGGGAAAAAAAAAUUCACAAGAAAAAGUACGAAAACAUCACAAGAAAAAAAUAAAUUUCAUAAAAGCAGAGAUUCUAACUCCUCAAAGACGUUCCCAAGGAAAGUUGUUAAGGACAGUGGACCUAAAAUCACAUCGAAGAAAUUUGAGAAAAGUGCCCCAAAACUGGGCAAAAAGGGUGUGAAGCAGUUCAGGAGUAAUCAGCAAGGUGACAAAGGACCAAAGAACAAAUGUCAGGAGAAAAAUAAAUUCAACAAGAAGAGGAAAUUCCAGGCAGACAGUAAAAGUGAUGCAGCAACAGCCAAGAAACCAAAAUGGGAUGACUUCAAAAAGAAGAAGAAGGAACUGAAGCAGGGCAGGCGGCUCAGUGACAAAACCAACUACGACAUCGUUGUUCGAGCAAAGCAGAUUUGGGAGCUCUUGAGAAGAAAAGACUGUGACAAAGAAAAAAGAGUGAAGUUGAUGAGUGAUUUGCAGAAGUUGAUUCAGGGGAAAAUUAAAACUAUUGCAUUUGCACAUGAUUCAACACGUGUGAUCCAGUGCUUCAUUCAGUAUGGUAAUGAAGAACAGAGAAAACAGGCUUUUGAAGAAUUGCGAGGUGAUUUGGUUGAAUUAAGUAAAGCCAAAUACUCAAGGAACAUUGUUAAGAAAUUUCUCAUGUAUGGAAGUAAACCACAAAUCGCAGAGAUUAUCAGAAGUUUUAAAGGCCACGUGAGGAAGAUGCUUCGGCAUUCAGAAGCAUCAGCCAUUGUGGAGUACGCAUAUAAUGACAAAGCCAUUUUGGAACAGAGGAACAUGCUGACAGAGGAGCUCUAUGGGAACACAUUUCAGCUUUACAAGUCAGCAGAUCACCCAACUCUGGACAAGGUGUUAGAGGUACAGCCAGGAAAAUUAGAGCUUAUUAUGGAUGAAAUGAAACAGAUUCUAACUCCAAUGGCCCAAAAGGAAGCUGUGAUUAAGCACUCAUUGGUUCAUAAAGUAUUCCUGGACUUUUUUACCUAUGCACCCCCCAAACUUCGAUCAGAACUAAUUGAAGCCAUCCGAGAAGCUGUGGUAUACCUGGCCCACACACACGAUGGUGCCAGAGUGGCCAUGCAUUGCCUGUGGCACGGUACACCAAAGGACAGGAAGGUGAUUGUGAAAACAAUGAAGACUUAUGUUGAAAAGGUAGCUAAUGGCCAAUACUCUCAUUUGGUUUUACUGGCGGCAUUUGACUGUAUUGAUGAUACUAAGCUUGUGAAGCAGAUAAUCAUAUCAGAAAUCAUUAGUUCCUUACCCAACAUAGUAAAUGACAAAUACGGAAGAAAAGUCCUGUUGUAUUUGCUGAGUCCCAGAGAUCCUGCUCAUAUAGUACGAGAAAUCAUUGAGGUUCUGCGCAAGGGCGAUGGCAAUGCACACAGUAAGAAAGACACAGAGAUCCGCCGACGUGAGCUCUUGGAAUCCAUUUCUCCAGCUUUAUUAAGCUACCUGCAAGGACAUGCCCAAGAGGUGGUGCUGGAUAAGUCUGCCUGUGUGUUGGUAUCAGACAUUCUGGGAUCUGCUACUGGAGACGUUCAACCUGCCAUGGAUGCCAUUGCUAGUUUGGCAGCAGCAGAGCUACAUCCUGGUGGCAAGGAUGGAGAGCUUCAUGUUGCUGAGCAUCCUGCAGGACAUCUGGUUCUCAAGUGGUUAAUAGAGCAAGAUAAAAAGGUGAAAGAAAAUGGACGAGAAGGUUGUUUUGCUAAAACACUUGUAGAGCAUGUUGGCAUGAAGAACCUGAGGUCCUGGGCCAGUAUCAAUCGGGGCGCCAUCCUUCUCUCCAGCCUUCUUCAGAGUUGUGACCAAGAAGUUGUAAAUAAAGUUAAAGCUGGACUGAAAAGUCUGAUUCCUAAAUUGGAAAAAAACAAAAGCACCAGCAAAGGAGUAGAAACGCUGCUUGAAAAGCUGACUGCGUAGGUGCAACAGUACAGAACAAGAUGGCGUACUUUUCCAGUGCAGAGGGGAAGAGUAGGAUCCACCCAUAGUUUGGAAAUUCUCUAUAUGUCCUUCUUUGUAAAAGGAUCGAUUUAUAUAAAAUUGUUUCUAAAAAUG